Messenger RNA from Hipposideros armiger (great roundleaf bat), 2290 nucleotides. RefSeq names its product FKBP prolyl isomerase 4 (gene FKBP4). The record is from RefSeq and is a predicted model, not a curated record. The coding region runs from base 216 to 1592 and encodes 458 amino acids. Gene Ontology annotation, molecular function: peptidyl-prolyl cis-trans isomerase activity; protein binding. NCBI's taxonomy places the organism in Eukaryota, Metazoa, Chordata, Mammalia, Chiroptera, Hipposideridae. The transcript has 10 exons.
CCCGGCUGCUCAGUACCCACCUACUCCGGCUCCCGCGCCGGACUCCGCUGCGGGCCGCGAGCGCGCCGGGAGGCAGAGGAGCUCGAUCGAGCCUUGGCCCCGUUCGCAGGUCGGCGGCCGUGCGGUCGGCGCCCGCACCCCCGUGCAGACAGGCCGGCGGCCGAGAGGGCUUGGCUCGUGCCCAGCUCCCGGAGUAAACGGCGCACCGAGCGGCGAUGACCGCGGAGGAGAUGAAGGCGGCCGAGAGCGGGGCGCAGUCGGCGCCGCUGCCCCUGGAGGGAGUGGACAUCAGCCCCAAGCAGGAUGAAGGCGUACUGAAGGUCAUCAAACGAGAGGGCACGGGCACGGAGAUACCCAUGAUUGGGGACCGAGUCUUAGUUCAUUACACUGGCUGGCUGUUAGAUGGCACCAAGUUUGACUCCAGUCUGGACCGCAAGGACAAAUUCUGCUUUGACUUGGGAAAAGGGGAGGUCAUCAAGGCUUGGGACAUUGCUGUAGCAACCAUGAAAGUGGGAGAAGUGUGCCACAUCACCUGCAAACCAGAAUAUGCCUACGGUUUGGCGGGCAGCCCUCCAAAGAUCCCUCCCAAUGCCACACUUGUGUUUGAGGUGGAGUUGUUUGAGUUCAAGGGAGAAGACCUGACAGAAGAAGAAGAUGGUGGAAUCAUCCGGAGAAUACGGACUCGGGGUGAAGGCUAUGCCAGACCCAACGAUGGUGCAAUUGUGGAGGUUGCACUGGAAGGGUACUACAAGGACCAGUUGUUUGACCAGCGAGAGCUCCACUUUGAGAUUAACGAGGGAGAGAAUCUGGAUCUGCCGUGUGGGCUGGAGAAAGCUAUUCAGCGCAUGGAAAAAGGAGAACAUUCCAUUGUAUACCUCAAGCCCAGCUAUGCUUUUGGCAGUGUCGGGAAGGAAAAGUUCCACAUCCCACCAAAUGCUGAGCUGAAAUAUGAAGUCCACCUGAAGAAUUUUGAGAAGGCCAAGGAGUCUUGGGAGAUGAAUGCAGAGGAGAAGCUGGAACAGAGCACCAUAGUGAAAGAGCGGGGCACUGUGUACUUCAAGGAAGGCAAGUACAAGCAAGCUUCACUGCAAUACAAAAAGAUUGUGUCCUGGCUGGAAUACGAGUCAAGCUUCUCUGAUGAGGACACUCAGAAGGCACAGGCCCUUCGGCUGGCCUCCCACCUCAACCUGGCCAUGUGUCAUCUGAAACUACAGGCCUUCUCAGCUGCCAUUGAAAGCUGUAAUAAGGCCCUGGAACUGGACAGCAACAAUGAGAAAGGCCUUUUCCGCCGGGGAGAGGCCCACCUGGCAGUGAACGACUUUGACUUGGCACGGGCUGACUUCCAGAAGGUCCUGCAGCUCUAUCCCAGCAACAAAGCUGCCAAGGCCCAGCUGGCUGUCUGCCAACAGCGGAUCCGCAAGCAGCUCGCAAGAGAGAAGAAACUCUACGCCAAUAUGUUUGAGAGGCUGGCUGAGGAGGAGUGCAAGGUCAAGGCAGCAAUAGCCUCAGGAGACGGUCAUGCUGACACAGAGAUGAAGGACGAGAAGAAGGAUGUGGCAGGGAGCCAGCCUCAGGUGGAGACAGAAGCAUAGCCUCUCCCCAGCCCUCCUGCGGCUGCCUGCCUUCCCUGCUCCUGCUCUAUUCCACCCUGUUUGUUUUGUAAAAACUGAAGAAUUUUGAGUGAAUUAGACCUUUAUUUUUCUAUCUGGUUGGAUAGUGGCUUUGGGGGAAGGGGGAAAGGAGUAGGCUGGGGGAUUGAGGUGGGGGAUCAUUUUAGGUGUUGUCACCCCCUCUUCUCUUCCCCCAUUACAUGUGAACGAAUGUCCAUCCACACACACACUCAUCAGAACGUUAAUUUAUUUUUGCUUCCUCUGUUUGCUAUGUCCAUUUUUCAAAUGGUAGAUGGGGGGUGAAUGGUAGGGAUGUGGGGUCAGAUGUGAAACCAGGGUGGAAAGGGAGACCUCCUGGGUAGCAGUUUUCCUCCCUUCCUCCUCCCUGUCCAUUUCCAAACAUGUGGCCUCCGUGUGGGUGCUAGGGGCAUGGGGAAAACCACUGUUGUGCCCAUUCCUGGUCUCUGUUCCUUUCCUCACCCCAGACAGUAUGACUGAUGAUGUCUUCUGGUGUCGUGGUGACCACCCCCUGUACCCGCUUCCAGUAUUUCCCCUCCAAUCAGUUUCCCUUCUCAGCCAGGUGUGUCCCCACCCCCCUCAGCCUCUUCUCUGCACAUUGUUGAUGGUCCAGGUUCAUCUCAAGUUCUGCACUUGAGCAAUAAAGUGGAAACAAAACCUGC